CCUACUGUGGAAUAUGAAAUAUAGCAGCACCCCAACCAUGGAGGGGGAGAAUAAGAGCCGAAGAAAAGGAGAGAACAGAAGCAACGAUAAGAACAGACACUGUUAUCGUAUGGAUACAGUAAUUGUACGGCUCUCUUUCUGACGUCAUCCCCCGCACGGUCAGCAAACCAUCGCCGACAAAUAAAACCACUGAUUCACGGCGCUUAAAAGAUACGUACUGGCCUUCUCUCUCUUCCAAAUCUCCUCACCUCAAUUUCUUUGAUCCAUAGGCCAAAAUGGAGCCAUGGCAGCGAAACAUUCGCAGGAUGCACCAAGUCGGCGAGGUCCUCGACCUCGACCCUCAGAAGUCCGACAUGAUCGCCGAUUUCGUCGCACUCAUCCAAGCAAUCCGCGAAGGGCUUACGCAAAUCGACGAUGAUUCCUAUAUUCCCGAUUCGCAGAUCAAUAUGCUCUUUUUGACAAAGCUUAGAGAAUGUCCUGAUUGGAGUGACUGGGCAUCUGCCAUGCUGCGAGAUAGUCGGAUGUGCUCCUCCAAUCCUGCGGAGCAGGUGACCUUUCAGGAGCUGGCCCAAUUGGCCAUGGAGCAAGAGAAGAUCCGUCAGCAGCGGGGAAGGAGUGCACGGAGUGGUGAUCAUGGUGCUGCCAAGAGAGGGUUUGCAUCGCCAUUGGAGGUUCCGGAAGAUCCUCGCCCUCUCACUCAGGACGAGAUCAACGCAUUCGUUGUUAAACAGAUGCAUAAGGAUGAGGCAUUCCGUAAUCGCAGUGGAAGUGUCCGGGGACAUGCUAAGCGGCCCAGUCAGGAGGAAAUCAAUGACUACGUGGUUGAACAGAUGCGUCGCGAACGGGAGCAAGCUACAAGGAAUCGAAGUUACAGUCAACCGAUGCAGGGAGGACCUGUUCAACGACCGGUGCAAAUGCGCUGUACCUUCUGUGGUGAUAGAAAUCACCAGCUUUCAAACUGCUGGCGGAGAUGGAGAGUUGCUGUGGAAGCUCCGAAUGGGAACUACUUGCCUAAACGUGUCGAGUACAGGACUGAAAUUCCGGGCCAACCACCCAUGUAUCGCACGGGUUUCACGCUUUUUUGACUUGUGUAAACAUGAUAGUGAUCUUUGAUCGUGUUUACGAUUUUUACUCUCGUUUAUCAGCGACUGGAGUUGAGCCAAGAGCAUGGAGUUUGGAGUCUUUUAGCAUCAAGUUCCCCUAUGUUGAAUAUUUGGAGCAACGGUUUUUGUUCUUGAGCGACAUACAUGCAAGAUUCCCAUACAUACUUUGCUGUCGUUACGAAUUUUCUUUCCUAAGCUCUGCAUCAAUAGAAAAGCUUCUCAUAUUCCCUUCUCAAGGCAAAGGCGUAGCCCGGUGAUAAGCAAGCGUUGGAAUUCCCAAUUUCAAGCUCUCGAGAUCUUGGAAGGUUGGAUCUGACUUCAAAGACGAAGAACUGUCCGGCCACUUCUUCUGCAGAAGCAUGCUUCGCAGUCUCAUCUGGACAGACACACAUGCGUCUGCCCACGCGCAGACAGCUCCAGCUAGGCCUUCUGUAAGGGAAAAUGGGCGAUCAGGUAGUCGAUAGAUGUUAGACGUUG
Messenger RNA from Aspergillus eucalypticola CBS 122712, 1580 nucleotides. RefSeq lists its product as uncharacterized. The transcript has a single exon. The record is from RefSeq and is a predicted model, not a curated record. Bases 276 to 1085 code for a protein of 269 amino acids. NCBI's taxonomy places the organism in Eukaryota, Fungi, Ascomycota, Eurotiomycetes, Eurotiales, Aspergillaceae.